Molecule: messenger RNA, 2375 nt
Organism: Aspergillus alliaceus
Lineage: Eukaryota; Fungi; Ascomycota; Eurotiomycetes; Eurotiales; Aspergillaceae
Product: VOC family protein
Exons: 2
Coding region: 1-1716 (571 amino acids)
Source: RefSeq, a predicted model, not a curated record
AUGCCUGUGUCACAUCUUACUUUAACCGUCUCCCAUCUCCCCACGUCAACCUCAUUUUUUCUCUCCUGCCUACAACCCUUGGGCUACCAUUUUAUUGGUCGCCAUGACGACUAUAUUGGCUUCGGCCAGAACCCCGGGGAGCCGGCGGAUUUUUGGAUAACAGAGCAGAAACCGGGAGUGCCAGCUGGUGCCGCACAUGUCGCAUUCCCUGCCCCAUCAAAGGAUGCAGUAGGCUCAUUCUUCAUUCAUGCAUUGAAAGCUGGUGGAAAGAUUCAUGGGGAGCCGAAGACCCGCGAUUCAGAAUCUGGUUACUACAGUGCAGCCAUCAUCGAUGUUGAUGGCAAUAGCAUAGAGGCCGUUUACCGACCGAGCAGCUCCUCAGCCAGGUCAGAGGUCAGCAGGUCAGCUUUAGCUCUGCUUGAAAAUGGCUCGGUGGUAUCUAAGGCGGCUCCCUCGAUUGUCUCCAAAGCGACGAGUCGAGCCAGCUCUGUCAAGCCUGAAAGUGUGGCCCCUCCCAGGUCUGAAACCAGAUCAUAUGUGUCCAGGGCGACAACUGCCGUAGAGCGGGCUGCUCCCUUGGAACGGGGAGCGCCGUCGGUCGUUUCGCGCGACAUUCAGCCGGCGCCGUCGCCAACAUAUGUAGUGCAUCAUACCACCCAGAAAACUGACGACGGUAAGGCAGCGAAGACCAUUGUUGGUACUCUUAUUGGAGCUGCUGCAGGCGCAGCUAUUGCAUACGCAAUGUCGAAGGGCGACUCAGAACCCUCCGAGGUUACACCCCCGCCGCGAUAUUCUCCCCGUGAUUUCGCUCAGCUUAUAUCCCCAUCUCAAGCCUCAACGCCCACGCAGGAACUACAAGAAUUUAGAGCUAUCGAGGCUCCCCCUGCCAGAAGUACAUACUCCCAGUCAGAAGUCCGUCCAACCUUGACUCGCAGUGUCACCUCAAAGAACCCUCGUGCAAGCACCAUCUACGAAGGCACCGAAUAUAUUCCACGAGGAGGUGGGGAUAGUGUAUACCUUGAUCAGAAUGGUCGCCGGGCCUCUGAGGGAAGUGUGUACAGCGGCAGCGACGUCCCUAUCAGGGCGAUCGAAUACCAACCACCGAUGGAUUCCCGAGGUUAUGAAAGCACUUUGAUCAGCAGCUUCCUUGACAAGUCACGGGCGAUGGAUUCGGGCAGUGUGUAUUCAUCAUCGACGAUCAAACCGUCCAAGUCAAACUACCAAGACCGUCACUCACCACACAGCUCGCACCAUUCGUCUCGCCACUCAAUAGCAAGAUCCCAUUCCAGCAGCACUAUCUCAGCAACCCGUAGUGCUCGCAACGUACCGCUCCCCGAAGGCUCCAUAGCGUCAUUUGCAUCCUACCGCAGCGGUGCUAAAUCGGGUGUUUCUGCUCGCAACAUUCCACUCCCAGAGAGUGUUUAUGACGAUGUCGACGUCGAAACCAACGUCACUCCUGAUGACUCGAUCAGCCAAGUUGAUGAUUCGAGGAGAUCUUCCGUCUCUCAUCGCUCCCACGCCUCUAAAUCAGCCUCCCGUGUUUCCAAACAUUCCAGCAAAUUUGACGAGCCUGUCAAACCGAGUGACAGUGUGAGUCAGGUCUCCAGUCAUGCCUCCAGAGCGUCACAGCGGACCAUCAAGGCAGGCGGCAACGUAGCGGGAGGCUCCAAAGCGCCAUCCAAGGUCGGCAGCCGGAGGGGAAGUCAAGUUGCAUAGGGAUGAUUUUUGCUCUCUGUGCCCGUCUUGUCUCUUUUUUAUUUCCUCUUCUCUAUGUCUCUACAUCCCUUCUUCUUUUUUCUUGCUCUUUUUCUUCUAUAACGUUCUAUGUUAUGGCGACUUAUAAUCUCAGUGUGGCAUGUUCAUAGCAUCGCAACCGGCGUCUCGUUUGUCAUAUAUUAGGAGAAACUAUCGUUAUUUGGGAUCGAAUUUACAGUCGACCAUGUUUUCAUAUUGAUGAAUACGUCUUAAGAAAGAGGGACAAUACGAACAGGAAGCCUCCAGCCUGACAGAACACAACGCAGAUAGGGAAUGGACCCCAUGAGAUAAAUGUCAUCUAAUCCCCAGCUUUAGGCCAGUGCAUAUUACUAGGUGUCCAGAGAUAUUUACGUUUGUAUAUACCACUGUGAAGUUGUCUUUUUCCCUUGGAACGGCCGCAAAACUAUGUGACAAAUGCACAUGUAGACCUCAGCUCAUACUCAGGAAGGUAAAUUCAAUAUCUAUGGCCAACUUACAUACCCUCCCUAAUAAUAAUAUAUCGCCGGUAAACUGGGUUGGAUUACUACUCUUGCCUCGAUAGUUGCUAUCUGUUAUAAACGCCAACACCAGUACACCAUCACACCGACAUCCUCACACGAUCUCAGAGCCUUCACGACCGU